AUGAAACUAGAUUCUAAUAACAAGAUGAUAAAUGGUGAGGGUGAAACAGAAACGCCAGAGGAAGUGGUAGAUCCGCGCCAGAAUGCAGAGGAUCUUAUUGACGAGAUAUUAGCUGAAUUCACUGAGUCUCGAACACCUGAUCCCAGGUAUGCUGGAAUCCCUGAAAAUUUACUUAAUAUGAUACAGACCCCAAGACCAUCAGCAACUGCUUUUUCCAUCAAUCAACCUCCAAAUACGCGAACUCCAGUAAAUUCUUUCUCAGAGAAUGCUACACUGGAUGAUAUUGAUCCAUCGUCAGAUCUUGGAACCUCCAUUCGAAACAAAUGUAUGGAACUUGAGGAGAUCCUACAAAGCCUUAAAUCCCGAUUAAAUCAUGUUGUUCUUGAUGAAAAUAUAAUUCUCAGUCCAGAUGCAAAUUCCAUGGAGGCAGAGCUUGAGCAUGAUUUAGACACUGAUUGUCAAGAAGAUUUGUCUCUACAAGAAUUUCUUGAAAUUCUCCAUUCCCAAAACAAAGUGGCACACAGUAGUGUAUAA
This is a messenger RNA of Pieris macdunnoughi, 534 nucleotides long. NCBI's taxonomy places the organism in Eukaryota, Metazoa, Arthropoda, Insecta, Lepidoptera, Pieridae. The record is from the annotation of a GenBank genome assembly.